Messenger RNA from Gossypium arboreum, 1288 nucleotides. RefSeq names its product WUSCHEL-related homeobox 6-like. Lineage: Eukaryota; Viridiplantae; Streptophyta; Magnoliopsida; Malvales; Malvaceae. Gene Ontology annotation, molecular function: DNA binding; DNA-binding transcription factor activity. The transcript is spliced from 4 exons. Gene Ontology annotation, biological process: plant organ development. The record is from RefSeq and is a predicted model, not a curated record. The coding region runs from base 220 to 1095 and encodes 291 amino acids.
UGAUGCGAGUACGAGCGCUAGGGAGAGACAAAGCGAUAUUAUUACUGAGAAGUAGCAUCCCCUUCUUAAACCCAAUGCUUACUCUCUUUUUUCCUUUUUUUCUUUCUUUUUUCUCUCACUUUUUAGCAACCUUAAUUUGAGUCUCAAUCUUAUCACCUUUAAUAUUUUUUUCUUUACGAACUUCACAGCACAGCUCAAUAACCUGUUGCUUCUUCAAAAAUGGGAUAUCCCCAUAUCACUGACCUCAACUUGUCUCAUUCAUUCAACAUUGCGAAGCCUUCACCCUUGGAUCCUAACCCUACUAACACCACCAACCUUUUAGCUUUGAAUCAUGGUGAUUUGGCAAGUAAUGCAAAUGAGGUUAGUCAUACGACAGAAUUGAACAGUCAGCAGCAGCAGCCAUUAGGGAGUUCACGUUGGAAUCCAACGCCGGAGCAGUUACUGACCCUUGAGGAACUCUACCGACGUGGAACACGGACUCCGUCGGCAGCACAAAUCCAACAAAUUGCGACGCGGCUUCGGAGGUUCGGGAAGAUCGAAGGGAAGAAUGUUUUCUACUGGUUCCAAAACCAUAAAGCAAGAGAACGUCAAAAACGCCGCCGUCAACUCAAGACUGAAGAAGAACAACAACAAUGUGAUACCGAAAGCUUGGAAAAGAAGGAAUCCGUAUUUUCGUUGCCAGUAGGAUGCUGCGAAAUUACACCGACAAACAAGGGUUCUCCUUCAAACGUUAGAAAAUUUUCAGAGGAAUUCAUUUGGACGCAUGGAUUUCCAAAAAGUGAAGGAAAUGAGUGGAUGGAAAUUGAGGAGAAGGAAUUACGCAUGGAGUUGUGUUGUACACCAAUUGACCUCACCAACACCACCACAACAGCUUCAUUGGACACUCAGAAAAAUUUAUGUUCAUUCAAACCCCACCAAGAAAAAAUUACCACUCUUGAAGAUGAAAACAGAGAAGAUCAGACCCUCGAGCUGUUUCCCCUUGGAAGCAACGAUGGAAACGGCAUUAAUAUCAGCAACAAAGACACCCAAGGUCCCAUCAGAACCAUAAGUACAACCCCAAACCAGUAUUUCGAGUUUCUUCCUCUGAAGAACUGAAGAAGAAGAGUAGCUUAGCAUGUGGCUACAAGUGCAGCAAUUAAAUACUAGUUUUCCAUUUAAGUAAAGAUGGUUAAGGCUGUAUUAGUUUUGUUUUGUUGUGGGGAACUAGGGACUGUUUCAUCUGUGUCUGUCACGCAUGGUGCAAUUGUGAGAUAAGGACAUGUAGUUAUUUUUGGGCUUUGCCUUAAAA